Molecule: messenger RNA, 1485 nt
Organism: Lemur catta (Ring-tailed lemur)
Lineage: Eukaryota; Metazoa; Chordata; Mammalia; Primates; Lemuridae
Gene: SMIM24
Product: small integral membrane protein 24
Exons: 4
Coding region: 142-519 (125 amino acids)
Source: RefSeq, a predicted model, not a curated record
CCCCUCCCAGGACUCAAGCCCUCCCCGCCCGCCCAAACCCGCCUGCGUCUGUCUUAUCACGGUGGGCAGGGCCUCGCCCGCACCUGCCUGUGGGCGCCACUCGGGACUGCCGCUUGCUAGCUGGCAGCGGGUUUGACGGUCAUGGAGACCCUGGGGACAUUUCUCAUGCUGGGGGUCCUGCUCUUGCCCCCUGUGGAGGCCCAGCAGGUCACAGGGCGUUACCUGAAACCGUGGCUGGUGGGCCUGAUAGCGGUGGUGGUCUUCCUGUUCAUCGUCUACCUCACCAUCCUGGCCAACCGCAUCUGGUGCUCCAAGGCGAGGGCUGAGGAUGAGGAGACUGUCUUGAGAACGGAGAACAACCCAUACCAGGAGGUGGACCUGAGCAAGGAAGAUGAGCAGGAGGAGAAAAAGAAGAAGGAGGAGAAGUCAGUGAAGGAAGGAGAGAGCAACUCAGGGCUGGAGCUGGGCAAGGCAGAGGAAGACACAGACUCCGAGGAGACAAAGAACACGGCCAUGUGAUGAUCCUGCCGCCUUCUCCAGGCAGCCCCCCAGAGAUGCCCCUUCCCCACCCCAUGAGCAAUGCUCUGGACUUGAAGCCAGCGAAGUGACUCCACCUGGGGUUGAGAACACGGUGUUCCUGAGUGGAGCGGCUCAGGACCUGCCCUGCCUCCCUCCAGGGGCUCUCUGGGCAUGACUUGGUUUCCACGCACCCCUCUUCCCAAGCGUGGUCCUGCUGAGUGGUUCUUCUCAUACUUGGAGAGCGUCCUCGGCCAAGGCGACGCCCUCAACCCCUCACAGUCUCACGGCUCCACCUGCUUUUACCCACUGCCUGAUUUCUACUGGCCAGCACUUGCCCACUCCCACGCAGCCUGGGGGCCCCGCAUUAAAGAAUGGAUAAGAGCCCUUUAGAAGGGCUCCUGUCAUCUCUUGGGAAUCACUUUACUGCUUUGGGGGUUGGGGGCAGUGCGUGGGCGGGCAUGGAGGAUGAUGCCAUGCAGAUGCCCAGAUGUCCUGAGCAGAUUAAACACUCCCCCAGCAACCUUGUUUUUCCCCCGGCCUGAGCACUGGACUUUGAGCCCCCAGCGCCUGUCUCCUGGGAAACCUUUGCUUCCACACACACCCCUCCCCUCCCUCGCUGUUUUGGGACACGUGAGUGUUUCUGGGAGCUGGGUCUUGGAAGGUGGGGUGUGCCCCAGGGCCUCCUGCAAUAUCUUGGAAAGGGAGGAGCACUUUCUCUGCUCGAUUUGUUUUCCCUCUUCCCCCCUCUUUCUCCGGACCCUGGACCUUGCCCGGCCAUUAACCAUUUCUUAAUGAAGAUCUUGAUAAGAGCUGGCAUGUGGUGCUCCGUUCUGGGCACCGGUGGCUCCCGGCCCAGAGCAGGGGAGCUUCUGCGGCAGAACACCUCCAGGACCGUCCACCAGGGGGCGAACCCCCCAACAUGAUAAAUAACUACAAUAAAUGGUCCUCAUGGACGCUCCCACUGAA